AAUUUUACUCAACUGAUCAUUGGAUAAUAUGCAGCCAUAUGUAAAAUUGAGACGAGUCGCUUCCAGUAUUCCAGUCGUGCCAGAACCACCGAGCGGUGUGAACGUUUGUGCCUCGUGCGUCGUCCUCUAAUAAUCGUGUAUAUACGCGCGUAUCGGUGAUUUUACGACCAUAUCAAGUCGCACAUUUCCGAUAUAAUACAACUUCGUGAAUAUUUUAACUAAUUUCGUCUAUGAAUCAAACGUGAUAGAUGUUCAAAAAUCUGUGCACAAGAGAAUCACAAUAUCUGUGACACGUAAACGUGAACUAACGAGGCGAUCACGAACGUUUUCGCCUUUUUCGUAAGGUGUGAUCAUCGUGAACGUAUUUGAAAUAUUUUUGGCCAUUCGAAGAAGUGUUCCGGCAUUCUUAAAACCGGUGCGUUACCGCCUCGGGAACGAUUUCGAUCGACAACGUGAAGUGCACUGAAAGUAUUGGAGCUGCUACGAAGCGGCGAGAACGUGUAGCCAUGAAUAAUUCACUCGGCUGAGAGGUUGAAUUUCUCCGACUUUGAGAUACUCGAGAAGAAGAAAGAAAGAAAGGAGAGAGGGAGAGAGAGAAAGAGAGAGAGAGGAGAGACUGGAAGACAACAGAGAAUCACAAGAUGGGUGAGAUCCUCGGCUCGGCCAGCUUCCUCCAUCUAGGCGACAUCGUCAGCCUAUACGCUGAGGGCAGCGUCUCUGGAUUUCUUUCCACCCUCGGAUUGGUGGACGACAGAUGCGUGGUAUGUCCCGAAGCUGGAGAUUUGUCAAAUCCACCAAAGAAGUUCAGAGAUUGUCUUUUCAAAAUAUGUCCUAUGAAUCGCUAUUCCGCCCAAAAGCAAUUUUGGAAGGCGGCGAAACAAAGCGCCGGUGGUACCGACGCUGUGCUUUUAAAAAGAUUGCACCAUGCCGCUGAAAUAGAAAAGAAGCAAAAUGAGACUGAGAACAAGAAAUUGUUGGGAAGUGUAGUCUCCUACGGCAACGUCGUCCAGCUAUUACAUCUCAAAUCCAAUAAAUUUUUGACGGUGAACAAGAGACUUCCGGCGCUUCUCGAAAAGAACGCGAUGAGGGUGUAUUUAGACGCGAAUGGAAACGAGGGCUCUUGGCUCUAUAUAAUGCCCUUCUACAAGCUUCGAAGCGAUGGAGACAGUGUGGUCGUUGGUGACAAAGUGAUUUUGGAACCAGUGAAUGCUGGAAGACAAGGGUUGCAUGUGGCCGCUAAUUAUGAAUUGAGCGACAAUCCUGGUUGUAAGGAGGUGAACGUUGUGAAUUCAGCCACAUCUUGGAAAGUAACGUUAUUUAUGGAGCACAGAGAGAAUCAGGAGGAGAUUUUAAAGGGUGGAGAUGUCGUUCGACUGUUUCAUGCAGAGCAAGAAAAAUUUCUCACGAUGGAUGAGUACAAGAAGAAGCAACAUGUAUUUCUUAGGACCACUGGUAGAACGAGUGCCACUGCUGCUACGAGUAGUAAAGCUUUGUGGGAAGUUGAGGUAGUUCAACACGAUCCUUGCAGAGGAGGAGCUGGUCAUUGGAACUCUUUGUUCAGAUUUAAACAUUUGGCGACAGGGCAAUACUUGGCUGCAGAAAUUGAUACCGACGAACCACGUGAGACCACAAAAGGCAAGCGUGAUCCACCAGGACCGGUAUAUAGAUUAGUAUCAGUACCACAUAGUAAUGAAAUAAGUUCCUUAUUCGAGUUGGAUCCAACUACAUUAACGAGAGGCGAUAGUUUAGUUCCACAAUCUUCUUUCGUUAGAUUACAUCAUAUAUGUACAAAUACCUGGGUUCAUUCGACUAGUGUACCAAUCGAUAAGGAUGAUGAAAAACCUGUUAUGUCAAAGGUUGGCUGUGCCAUUAACAAAGAAGAUAAAGAGGCUUUUGCUUUAAGAUCUGUAUCACCAGUCGAGGUGCGAGAUCUUGAUUUUGCAAACGAUGCUUGUAAAGUAUUAGCAUCGAUUAGUAGCAAACUGGAAAAGGGAACGAUUUCACACAAUGAAAGACGAGCCGUAACCAGUUUAUUACAGGAUAUAGUAUAUUUUAUAGCUGGUUUAGAAAAUGAGCAAAAUAAAUCCGAAGCUUUAGAUUUAAUCGUUACUAAUGCAGUUAGAGACCGACAAAAGUUAUUACGAGAACAAUAUAUACUUGGUCAAUUAUUUAAAAUACUUCAGGCUCCAUUCUUAGAGUCUGCAGAAGGUGAGGGACCAUUUCUUAGGAUAGAAGAAUUGAACGAUCCACGACACGCGCCGUAUAAAUACAUGUUUCGCUUAUGUUAUCGAAUACUUAGAUUAUCUCAACAAGAUUAUCGGAAAAAUCAGGAAUAUAUUGCAAAACAUUUUGCUUUUAUGCAAAAACAAAUUGGAUAUGAUAUUUUGGCGGAAGACACUAUUACUGCAUUAUUGCAUAAUAAUAGAAAAUUAUUAGAAAAACAUAUCACGGCAGCAGAAAUUGAAACUUUUGUAGGACUUGUAAGAAAAAAUAUGCACAAUUGGGAAUCUAGAUUCCUGGAUUAUUUAUCAGAUUUGUGUAUUUCUAAUAGAAAAGCAAUUGCCGUGACACAAGAAUUAAUUUGCAAAAGUGUAUUAAGUGAAAAAAAUAAAGAUAUUUUAAUAGAAACUAAAAUGACGAAAACACAAGUUGAGGUUGAAGAGUUAGAUGAGAAACAGGAGAAUGAUGAACCGCGGAUUACUGUGAUGGAAGAAUAUGAAAUUUUCCUUAUAUGGAAUAAUGGAACAAAAUCAAUGUCAUUAAAUGAGUUAUCAAGGGGAGCAAAGAUAGGCAAUAUUCAAGAUGCGGCAAUAUUGGAUUAUUAUAGGCAUCAAUUAAAUCUUUUUAGUAACAUGUGUUUAAAUAGACAAUAUUUGGCAUUGAAUAACUUAUCACCCCAUUUGGAUAUUGGUCUUAUACUUAAAUGUAUGGAAGAUGAAACAGUACCAUAUGAAUUGCGCGCAUCAUUUUGCCGACUUAUGUUACAUCUUCAUGUUGAUAGAGAUCCACAGGAACAAGUUACGCCAGUUAAAUAUGCUCGACUGUGGUCUGAAAUUCCUUCGAAAAUGAGUAUUAAUGAUUAUGAUGCAAACAGGAUGCGAGAUCAAAAUAAAGAAGUUGUACGUGCUAAAUUUAGCGCAACUAUAAUGUUUGUAGAAGAUUAUUUGUGUAAUGUUGUAGCAAAAAUGUGGUCCUUUGCUGAUCAAGAACAAAAUAAACUUACAUUUGAAGUCGUUAAAUUGGCACGUGAUUUAAUUUAUUUUGGAUUCUAUAGUUUCAGUGAUCUUUUGAGAUUAACGAAAACGUUACUCAGUAUUUUGGAUUGUAUUUCAGAAAAUGAUGUAGCCGAUGGAAAAAUUCCAACUGGUGAAAUUGAUUCUGAUUCUGUGGAUUCUAAGGACAUAGCGGAAGGUGGAGUAUUAAGAUGUAUUGGAGACAUGGGUGCAGUAAUGACGAGCUUAACACUGGGACCAGCAGGACAAGUAUUAGCAGGAAGUUCUUCUCCAAGACCAAAACCACUUUUAAAGAAAGAAUAUCCUCUGGUGAUGGAUACAAAAUUGAAAAUAAUCGAAAUUUUACAAUUUAUACUUGAUGUUCGAUUGGAUUAUAGAAUUUCUUGUUUAUUGAGUAUUUUCAAACAAGAAUUUGAUGAAACUGAAAGAGCUUCUGGUGAUUUGAGUCUCGGCCAGAAAACUAUUGAUUUAGAAUUAAUAGGUACACAAGCGGAAGGUAUAUUUGGUAGCAGCGAGGAAUGUGUGGCGUUAGAUUUAGAUGGACAAGGUGGUAGAACAUUUCUGCGUGUUUUACUCCAUUUGGCAAUGCAUGAUUAUCCUCCACUAGUUUCCGGAGCAUUACAUUUGCUUUUUAGGCAUUUUAGUCAGAGACAAGAAGUUUUACAAGCAUUUAAACAAGUUCAACUUUUAGUUUCCGAUAGUGAUGUUGAAUCUUACAAACAAAUAAAGUCAGAUUUGGAUGUUUUAAGACAAUCAGUUGAAAAAUCGGAACUUUGGGUUUAUAAAUCUAAAGCAUCAGAAGAACAUGGCAAUAAAAAAAAGAAAAGUAAAGAAGACGAGGAUGAUGCUACUCCUCGUAAGGCACCACCACAACUAUCUACGACAGAUAAGAAAGGAUCUGCAAUAGAUUUAGAUAUUGGUCCACCAUUACAUGCAGAUCAAGCGGAGGAAUAUAAGAAAAUACAACAAAUUUUAAUUCGAAUGAACAAAUUAUGUAUCCAAACGAUAGGUGGUCAGAUAAAACCACGAAAACAUGAACAAAGACUUUUACGUAAUGUUGGAGUACACACCGUUGUUUUAGAUUUAUUACAAGUUCCAUUUGACGCGAAAGAAGAUGUUAGAAUGAAUGAAUUAAUGCGAUUGGCACAUGAUUUCUUGCAAAAUUUUUGUUUAGGAAAUCAACAAAAUCAAGUUCUGUUGCAUAAACAAUUAGAUUUAUUUCUAAAUCCUGGUAUACGUGAAGCUCAAACGAUAUGUAGUAUUUUUCAAGAUAAUUCGACUUUAUGCAAUGAAGUAAGUGCUAAAGUGAUACAACAUUUUGUACAUUGCAUAGAAACUCAUGGGAAACAUGUGCAAUAUUUAAAAUUUCUUCAAACAAUAGUAAAAGCCGAAAAUCAAUUUAUCAGAAAAUGUCAGGAAAUGGUGAUGCAAGAAUUGGUUCAAGCAGGUGAAGACGUUUUAGUUUUUUAUAAUGAUCGAGCUUCUUUUAAUCAUUUUGUGGAAAUGAUGCGAUCUGAACGACAUCGGAUGGAUGAAAGUAGUCCACUUAAGUAUCACGUAGAAUUAGUUAAAUUAUUAGCUUGUUGUACAAUGGGCAAAAAUGUUAAUACUGAAAUUAAAUGUCACAGUCUUUUACCAUUAGAUGAUAUUGUUGCUAUGGUAUCACAUCCGGAUUGUAUACCAGAAGUAAAAGAAGCAUAUAUAAAUUUUCUUAAUCAUUGUUACAUUGAUACAGAAGUAGAAAUGAAAGAAAUCUACACAUCAAAUCAUAUGUGGUCAUUAUUUGAAAAAUCAUUCAUUGUAGAUAUGGGAAUUAUAGCAACAGCUACGCAUGAUCGCGAACAUGCUGAUAUAUCUCUGGAAAAUUAUGUGACAGGUUGCCUAAUGAAUAUCAUUACAACGUUCUUUAGCAGUCCAUUUUCAGAUCAAAGUACCACAGUACAGUACAUCAUAAUGGAGAAACAUCUCCACGAGGCUAGACUUUAUUGGAACAUCAAGGAAAGUGACCGGAUUACUGAUACUAAUCUUGCUGGCUAUACUCGACAACCUAUAUUCGUUCAAUUACUUCAUGCGGCUUUUAAAGUUUCACAAUGCUCAUGGUUAAAUGCUGGUCAAAGAUUUAAUGUUGAAAAUUGUAUACGAACGUUGUCGGAUGUAGCUAAAGGGAGAGGUAUAGCCAUUCCAACAGAUUUAGAAAGCCAAGUUGCUUCUAUGUUUAAUAAAGCAGCAAUGCUUAGUAGACAAACAAGUAAAUGGCUUCAAGCUGCAAAACAACCAAAGAUAGAACGCACACAAAGUCAGAGUGACUUAAUUUGUGAGGAAGAUAGGGAAGAAAAAGAUCAGCUGAUGCGUUUGGAUCGAAGUAUCAUAGAAGGUUUACAAGAUAUAGUAUCGUUAUUAGAAGAACAAUUGAAACCACUAGUUCAGUCAGAAUUAUCUUUAUUAGUGGAUAUACUCUAUCGACCAGAAUUACUAUUUCCAGCUGCGACUGACGCUAGAAAACGAUGCGAAAAUGGCGGCUUUAUCAAAAGAUUAAUCAAACAUACCGAAAAAUUACUUGAAGAGAAGGAAGAAAAAUUAUGUGUAAAAGUGUUAAGGACUCUUAGAGAAAUGAUGGCUAUUGACCCUGAAUAUGGAGAAAAAAGCGAAGAUGUCUUGGAAAAAGAGGAAACAGAGCAGAAGGCCGAGUCACAAGUUGGAAUAGACUCUGUUGAUGAGUCUGAGACUCGUCCAAUGACUCAGCAAGAGCGGGGAGAUGCGCUAAGAAACAAUCUCCUGGCUCGUUACUUUGGAAAAUCUUUUAUACAAAAACCGGAAACCGUGGAAAUCGGAGUUUCGCAUAGUGCUCCAGUUACUCAUGGACCAGGAGCUAAACUAUUGAGUCGGGCGGGCCGCACUUUGCACGAAAUUCAAAGUCAUCUUGAUCGUGAAGGCGCCUCGGAUUUGGUAGUGGAGUUAGUAAUUAAAAGUGUACAUUCUCCGAGUAUAUUUGUCGAAGCUAUAGAACUUGGUAUUGCAUUAUUAGAAGGAGGAAAUCCUAUUAUUCAGAAAAGCGUAUACAAUAAAUUGAUGGGUGGUGAUUUAAGCCAAUCCUUUUUCAAGGUAUUUUACGAUAAGAUGAAAGAUGCGCAACAAGAAAUCAAAUCUACGGUUACUGUAAAUACCUCUGAUAUAGCAGCUAAAGCUCAUGAAGACAAAGAGCAGAAUAAAGAAAUAGAAAAAAUAUCGAGAAAGCGUACAUCAGGAAAACCUAAUGGAAUAGUAAUAACAGAUGAAUUACGAGAGGAAUUGAAUCAGGCUGCAUCAUCCACUGUUCAAGCGUAUGCGAAUGUUCGUAAUCUUGCUUCUGGUGAUGAUGCAUCAAAUAAUGCAGCUCUCGGUAGUGCACUCGAAGACAUGAUAGCUGAAAAAUUGGAAAGGCAUCGUACUGGAACGAGUGGUACGGAAAGAGAUGAAGGGCAAUUGAGCGCGAAGGUUUUAGUAAUGCAACCAAUUUUACGUUUCUUGCAAUUAUUAUGUGAAAAUCACAAUCGUGAUUUGCAGAAUUUCUUACGUAAUCAAAAUAACAAAACGAACUUUAAUUUAGUAUCCGAAACGCUUAUGUUUCUGGAUUGCAUCUGCGGUUCAACGACUGGCGGAUUAGGAUUGUUAGGAUUGUAUAUAAAUGAACAUAAUGUUGCGCUGAUCAAUCAGACUUUAGAAACAUUAACAGAAUAUUGUCAGGGACCAUGUCACGAUAAUCAGAAUUGUAUCGCGACUCACGAGUCUAAUGGAUUAGAUAUAAUUACAGCCUUGAUACUGAAUGAUAUUAAUCCUUUAGGAAAGACUAGAAUGGAUUUAGUGUUAGAAUUAAAAAAUAAUGCUAGCAAAUUAUUGCUCGCUAUAAUGGAAAGUAGAGGAGACAGUGAAAAUGCAGAAAGAAUUAUGUAUAAUAUGAAUCCAAAACAAUUAGUUGAUGUUGCAUGUCGUGCGUUUCAUCAAGAAUCUUUAGAUGAUGAUGGUGAUACAGAUGAUUCCUCUACAGAUGGUGAAGAAGGAGUAUCACCCAAAGAAGUUGGGCAUAAUAUUUAUAUUUUAUGUCAUCAAUUAGCACAACACAAUAAAGAAUUAGCAUCGAUGUUAAAACCAUCUGAACAAAAUAAUGCAGAUCCAAAAAUUAAUAAAGCACUACAAUAUUAUGCAACUCAUACAGCUCAAAUUGAGAUUGUUAGACAUGAUAGAACAUUGGAACAAAUUGUGUUUCCUAUUCCUGAAAUUUGUGAACUUAUUACAUUGGACACAAAGAUUAAAGUACUACAUACUACAGAACGUGAUGACCAAGGAUCAAAAGUUUCAGACUUCUUUGAAAGGACUGAAGAUAUGUUCAAUGAAAUGAAGUGGCAAAAGAAACUUAGAGGACAACCAGUACUAUUUUGGAUGAGUAGUUAUAUGUCACUUUGGAGCAAUAUUUUAUUCAAUUGUGCAGUACUCAUAAAUCUUAUUGUAGCUUUCUUUUAUCCAUUUGUAGACUCUGUGCCUAAACUAAGUUCACAUUUAUCUGCUCUUAUUUGGACGGUAAUGUUAUCGUCAGCAGUUAUUGUCAUUACACUACCACGAGAAUCUGGUAUACGAACGCUAGUAGCUUCAACAAUAUUACGAUUGAUUUUUUCUAUAGGACCAAAACCAACGUUAUGGUUACUCGGUUUCCUUACGGUUGUAUUAAAAGUUGUACAUCUUAUAAGUAUUAUAGGUAAUCAGGGCACUUUGACAAAGAGCUUAGAGCAAAUAGUGACGAAUGUUGAACUUUUGUAUCAUAUAUCAUAUCUUAUAUUUUGCGUUCUUGGUAUUUGUAUGCAUCCAUUUUUCUACUCAGUUUUACUCUUUGAUGUAGUGUAUCGUGAAGAAACAUUGCUCAAUGUAAUAAGAUCUGUUACAAGAAACGGAAGAUCCAUUAUACUUACUGCUGUAUUGGCAUUAAUUCUAGUUUAUAUGUUUUCUAUUAUCGGUUUUAUGUUUUUCAAAGAUGAUUUUCUAGUAACAGUUGAUGAAAAUCUUGCAUGUAAGUAUAAUAUAUAUCAUUUUAUAAUUAUCCUUAAUGCUAAAAAUAUUGAUUUUCUAUUUAUAUUAAUUAUAGCAUCAUAUGUGACUGAAAAUGUAGAUACUUGUAAUGCUGUUGAUAAUGAAAGAUGUGAAGCAACAGAAACAGUAUCCCGAUAUAUACACGAAGCUCAUGAAAAAGACACUCUAGCAGAAGUAAUUAAUGUUGGUGGAGAAUUAAAAGAACGAGCAUGCGAUUCUCUGGUUAUGUGCAUUGUUACAACUUUGAAUCAAGGUUUAAGAAAUGGUGGAGGUAUAGGAGAUAUUUUACGGGCACCAUCUAGUACUGAACCUUUGUUUGUUGCUAGAGUUGUAUAUGACUUAUUGUUCUUCUUCAUUGUAAUAAUUAUUGUUCUGAAUCUGAUUUUUGGUGUUAUUAUUGAUACAUUUGCUGACCUCAGAUCAGAAAAGCAGCAAAAAGAAUUAAUUUUGAAGAAUACUUGUUUCAUUUGUGGAUUAAAUAGAUCGUCUUUCGAUAACAAGACGGUUUCCUUUGAGGAACAUGUAAAACACGAACAUAAUAUGUGGCAUUAUCUAUAUUUCAUUGUUCUGGUAAAAGUGAAAGAUCCUACAGAAUUCACAGGACCAGAAUCUUACGUGUAUGCUAUGGUGAAGGAUCGAAAUCUUGACUGGUUCCCGAGAUUGAGAGCUAAAUCGUUGGCAGCAGAUGAGGGAGAAGGGGAACAAGUAGAAUUAAGAAGUUUACAAUCUCAAUUAGAAUCCACGCAACAAUUAGUGAAAUGUUUAUCUCAACAACUUACCGAGCUUCGCGAUCAGAUGACGGAGCAACGAAAACAGAAGCAACGGCUAGGCCUUUUGAAUUCUGCAUCGGCAUUUUUACACAACGUACCAGCGUAAAUCUAAGUAAUGCACUUCAGAAUUUCGUUUUUAAUCAUAUAGGAAUCUCAAUUUGAUACUCUAACAUGAUAUUUAAUUGAUAAGUUUGUGUGUUCUUAAAAAGCAUUUAAAGACACAGGGAAGUACUAUGAGAGUAACACACGUAGCAUUUGUACGGUUUUGUUCCUAACUUCAAAGAAAAUUAUUUAAGUAGAAUAGUAAAACUCAAAUUUAUUAAAAAUAAUAUUAAUUUUGUUGUUUUUAAAUGAAGAAAAAGUACAUUUUGUAAUGAAUUGCAUCAUAUAUGUUAAACAAAUUUAGUCGGUUAAUUGAAAAAUUACAUUAAAUAUUUAUAUUAAUUAUAAUUAAUAAAAGAUAUCAAAUUAAUUUCAUUUCAUGCAAAUAAUUUUAGUAGGGUCCGUGUUACUUAAAACGAUCAGAAACAAUCUUAAAGGAUGGCAUGAUUUUUAUCAUUACAAAUAAAUAGCCAAAGGAGUGUAUCAAAGUGUGCUGUUAUAAAUAAAAUAUAUCUAAAAUUCUCAUUGAGAUUUUAAUAUAUUUAUGAUUUGUUUAAAAUAAAUCCUUAAGAAUAUCUAAGAUCUAUCCAUUAAUGGAUAUGUAAAAUAAAUAUCUGAUUGAUUUUAUUAGUAACAUUGAUUUUUGGUUGUGUUAUAGAUGUUUAAGUUUGUAAAAUAGAAAAAUUUUUCAAUUAUAUAAUUUUUAAAAAAAUUUUUAUAGAGUAAUUUCGUAUGAUAGAUCGAGAAACAUUAGAUUUUUCUCUCUUAAAAUUUCAUUAAAAAAUACGCACAGAUUUUUAAGAAACGUGCGUUAAGAAAUUUUAAUAAAAUAAAUAUCUUUUUUAAAUAUUAAAAAAAACAUUAAACAUUAUAUUAUUAAAUUAUUUACUGAUUUUUAAAUUUAAUUUAAAAAAAUUGUUAAAAUAAAAAAUUCUUGAAUAAAUAAUUGUUAUCUGAUUAUGAAUUUAUAAAGCAAUAGAAAGCAAAAGAAUAAAAUAAGAAUAAAAUAAUCGUUAUAUAAUUGUACGUCUGUUAUAAAAUUUUAAUGCUUACUAAUAUCGUUUAAUAGAUAUACUAAUAAUUUAUAGUGAUGAGAAAUGUGAAUAAAUGAUUACGAUUAUUUCGAAUGAUCAUUAUGCAACAGAUUUUUAUGUGAUUUCUCGUAAAUAUUUAUAAGAAAUUAAUGUCAAUGAAUAUUAUUGUUUAGUUCUGAAUAUAUAGAUGUAAGUUAAGAUAAUUGUUAUAUCUAAAUUAUGUUAAAUGAAAAUCUAUAAAAAUUGUUAUUAUGCACCGAAUAUACACGAAUAUCGUGAGCAAUAUAAUGUUACGUUUUCAAUUUGUUAAAAUUUAUUUUUCAUUAUAUUAACAAUGUUUUACAUUCAUCCUUGUCUAUAUAUGUAUAAACAUAUAUAUAUAUAUAUAUAUAUACAUAUAUAUAUAUAUAUAUGUUGAUAAUUUGUUUUUUUUUUUAAAUAGCGAAAAUAGAUGUACAUACGCAUACAUUUUGUUAAAUGUUUAUCACACUUCACAAUUUAUAUUUAAGAAUACAAUUAUUGCAAUUAGAAACAUGGUUUCUGUUUGUGCCAAUUUUAUAAAAUAUUAGCGAAUCGUUAUUUGAGAUUUUCAUCUUAAAUCAAAGAAAAUAAAUUAAAUCGCAGAUAUAUUAUUUAUAGAUGUACAUGUUUCAUCUUCCGAUCGUAGGAUAUAUAAAUAUGUAUGUAGAAUUGUAUUAAAACUUGUAUGUGAAUAAAUUUGUCUUUUUUUUAUCAAAUCAA
Messenger RNA from Apis cerana (Asiatic honeybee), 10938 nucleotides. Its product is annotated as Inositol 1,4,5,-trisphosphate receptor. The record is from RefSeq and is a predicted model, not a curated record. Gene Ontology annotation, molecular function: inositol 1,4,5-trisphosphate-gated calcium channel activity; inositol 1,4,5 trisphosphate binding. Gene Ontology annotation, biological process: calcium ion transmembrane transport. Gene Ontology annotation, cellular component: endoplasmic reticulum; membrane. Lineage: Eukaryota; Metazoa; Arthropoda; Insecta; Hymenoptera; Apidae.